CCUCUUCCUCCUCCUCCUCCUCCUCCACGCUGCUGCUGCUUUCAGGAAGCGGAAGCAGGAAUGUUGGAGUGUUUUUAGAAAAGUUUGGACUCUUUUUCUGACAGUUCGGUACCAGAGACGCGGACUGCGGAGGACCAUGACGGUGAGCUACCUGCUGCUGAUGCCGCUGUAGAGUCGUCAGUCUUCUGUGACUCAUCAGCAAAUGGAGACUGGAGCUCUGGGAAUGGAAACCAGCGCCGCUACAGAUCCCAGAUUGGAGUCGAUGAGCACGGCCUGUGUGCGGCGGCGGGCCUGGGCCCAGAGCAAAGACUCCGUCUGGCAGGAGUCAAAACCAGGGGACUGUGGCCCUCAGGGGCCCCAACAGACCCAGACUAAUGGGAACACACAGAGACCAUCAGAGGAACCAGGGCAAGUUCCCAACAAGAUCACCAACUGGCUGAGUGAAUGCAGGACGCCCCUCGGAGCCUCUCUAGAUGAUCAGAGUGCUUCUCCCAGUAAAGGAGCGCUGAGGAACGGCUGCAGCUUUGAAGAUGACCUUUCACUGGGAGCUGAAGCCAACCAUCUUCAGUCCAGCAACAACAAAACUGAAUCCUGUUUUGGUCUGGCGGCGGAUCAGAAGAGGAGUCAGUACAAGGAGAGGGGGAGAAGUAUGAACUCGACAGGAUCGGGGAAGAGCAGCACCGUUUCCAGUGUGUCGGAGCUGCUGGACCUGUACGAGGAAGAUCCUGAGGAGAUUCUGCUGAAUCUCGGUUUUGGUCGAGAAGAGCCCGACUUGUCCUCGAAGAUUCCCUCCAGGUUCUUCAACAGCACGUCUUCAGCGCGAGGCAUCGACAUCAAGGUUUACCUGGGAGCUCAGCUGCAGCGCAUGGAACUGGAGAACCCCAACUACGCCCUGACCAGUCGUUUCCGUCAGAUCGAGGUCCUGACGACAGUCGCUAACGAGUUCUUCCAGCUCUACAGUCAGGUUUCCGGACAGCCGGUCCAGCGCAUCAGCUCCAAAGACCUUGGAGGAGACGGAGGAGAAGGAGGCGGAGCAGGAAGUGCCAGUGAACAGACACCUCCUCAGAAGAAGAGCAGGUCGGCCGUUAACGUCGCCAAGCAGCUCCUGAAAAAGAGCAUCAGCAAACACAACCUGCUGGCGGCUUCGCCCGAGUCGCCUGAAGGUCAGAUGAGCAACCAGCAGCUGAACGGACACGCAACCGCCUCCGAUCACACACACACCAACGGACACGCAUACGCCGGCACGGAUCAGGACGGCUGCAGCGCCACCUCCGGCCACCAGGUGGAGACGGUCAUCCAGAAGCACACGCGCAAAAAAGACAACUGUUCCCUGGCGACGGUUACCGAGGAAACCAACGGCGACGGAGAGUCGGAUCGGUUGACAGACAACAGUCCUGACCAGAGCAGCACCAGACCAGAACCAGACUCAGCUGACCUUCAGUCAACCAAUCAGAGAACAGAAGAGGAGGGAGGUCAGGAGGUGAAAGAGGAGAACAACCUGACCUCCACUCCAGAUAAAGCUCCUGCUAGCCUGACCCCGCCUCAGCUGGCCCAGCUUCGCUCAGAAAACGCCGACUCUUUCGACAUGGAGGAGAUUCAAAGCAACGAAGAUGAGUCGCAGUCCAGAACGUCCAGAGCCACUGACCUGCUGAGGACAGUCAGCCAGCAGUCAGACAGCAGCGGUUUUGCUGAAGAGCCGUCGGCCGACUCCAACACCAACCUAAAGGUGCAGGACAGCAGUGACAGCUGUGACAGCGAGACCACUGUGACAUCACAUCCUUCACAAGACGUGGCCACGCCCCUCGCAAUGGACCAGCCAGCGUUUGAUCUACCAGAUGGCAGAGAGGAAGGGGCGGGGCCUGUUGCUGCUGUCGAGGCUGAUAGGAGUUGUAUUUCCAGAGAAGAAGAUGCAGCAGGAAGUCCAGAGCCGGUUCCUCAGUACACGGCUCACCAUCUCCCACGAAGCCAACCAAUGGGAGCGCAGCAGGAGGAGACCCAGGACGAGGAGGAAGUGAAGUUUAGUGACCGGACUGAUCCAGAACCAGAACAAGAGACUACCCAGAGCAUAUCCACUGUUGAAUCAGAACCACUACCACAAUUAGAAAACGUGCAGAAUGUGUUUGUUUCAGAACAAGAACCACAACCAGCCCAGGCCGCCGCAGACACAGGUCCACCCACAGAGGGAGCAGAGAGCGUUGAGGUCCAAGCAGAAGCUCCGUUCUCGGAUGAUUCUGCUUCACUUCGUCCUCCUGCUCCGUCGUCUCCGCUUCAGAGCGCUCUGAACCGAGCCAAGCAGCAGCAGCUGAACCGGGUGGGUUCCCAGAGCAACACGACGUCCCAAACUUCAGCAGGAAGACGAAGUUUCAUCCCCCUGCAGAGAUCCUCCUCCCUGCCCUCCUCCAUCCUAGCCCCCAGCAGAGUCGUACCUUCUGUCAGAAUCCAGUUUGGGCGAGGCCAGACGUCCUACUACACCCCGCCCAAACAACCCACCAGAGACACCCGGGAGGAGGAGCAGGAAGAGGAGGAGGAAGGACAAACCAACUACCUGUCAACCGUCACCAUAAACCCCGGCUCCUCGUCUGGCUCCAACAAAAAUCCACUUCCUGCCACCCCACCGAAACCCUUCCCUCGCCAUCUGAUGCGGUCGUCCUAUUCGUUACAGAGCUCCAGCCCUCCUCCUGAUUGGUCCCCAGGAGGCCACGCCCAGUCCUGGAGCACCCAGAGCGUUCCGGAUCUCUCGUCCAAUCGGAGGCCACCCACCCAUUUUCCAGCCAAUCAACACCAGCAAAGUUGGAACCCGGGGCAGAUGACGUUCCCCAACCCGUUGGCUCAGUGCUCCGACUGCAGCCCAAGCCCCUUCACCGUAAACCCUCCACCUCAGAGCCCAUCCCCUCUCCAUCCGUACGCCAGCCUUCCUAACCUCCAUCACUACCACCACCACUCCAGUCUAACCAGCCUCCACCAGCCGAACACCCCUCCAGUCCCUCCACACGGCAGCAUGUCCAACUUUCACCAUCCGUCCACCUCCACAGCUCCUCAUCUUGUCAGUCUGGGUCACUUCCCUCCUGGAUCUCCCACAAUGCACCAGCAGGGCUACAACCAUCCGUAUAACCACCAGUUACCUUACAAUGCUGCUCAACAUGGCUCGCCGUUUGCCUCACCCUACCUUGGCUACCAUGGCUACAGCAUGAACCCACACAUGCCCUUCCCUCAUCCAGUCUCUCAGUAUUCACCUCUGGUCCAUGAACACAGUCUCUACCCAGGACUAGCACCUUCUGCCCCAGGCUUCCUCCACCCGAGGCUUGGAGUUCCUGCUGCUAACCUGAGCAGCACCGAGAUGCAGCUGAGGAAGGUUCUGCAUGAGAUCAGGGGAACAGUUCAGAGUCUGGCUCAGAACCGAGCUGAUACUCCAGGUGCAUUCAGUGAUCACAGCGCAGCUCUGCCCAGCAAUCAGUCUUUGACAGAGUUUCAGCAGAAGAGGAGGAAUCUGAACUUGUUCCGCAGUCAGAUGAUGGACCUGGAGCUGUCCAUCCUCCAGCAGCAGGCCGUCGUCUACAAGCACCUGAGCCCUGCCGACAGGUUGGAACUGGAGCAGCUGCAGUCUCUGAGAUCAGCCGUCAGAGAGGAGCUGCAGGAGUUGGAACAACAGCUGGAGGACCGACUGCUGGAGCUGACACACAACUCACAACACAGGGGUCUCCAUGUGGACCGUAGCGUCGACAGUCUGUCCACCGCCUCUGCUCUGAGAGCCAUGGAACCGAUGUCCGACCUCCUCAGAGAGCAGCUCUUCCUCCAAUCAGAGAUCAGCUAUGGUGGCCACGCCCCCUCCACCGGUCUGUCGUCACGGGCGUCCAGUCCGGACGGAGGAGGAGAAGGCGAGCAGAGGGGAGGAGUGUACAAAGCAUCCAUCAAUAUCACUCCUACCCUCCGUCCUGGACCCAGCAAACACACUGAGGAGGAGGAGGAGGAGGAGGAAGAGGAGAACAAGGAGGAGGUAGAGAGGGACAGAGGAGCAGCAGCAGAAGAAGGAGGAGGAAGAGGAGGAGAAUCACCAGAGGAAGAGGGAGCAGCAGGAGUCAGAGUGGACAACCUGCAGCAGCUCAUCAGCGAGAUUCGAAAGAGCGUAGCGCAGGAGGUCCGACGGGAGAUCUACAGCGAGCUUCUUGCCGCCGUGUCGCCGCAGCGAUCGCCUGUUCCAUCCCAGCAACAACCCCUGUAGUCAUGACAACAGCAGAGCACCGCCCCCCUUAGCAACCGACACCACUGUCUGUCUGUAACACUGUACAGCUGAGUAACACUGCGUCUGCAACACUGUAUGUCUGAGACACUGAUGGCGGGAAGAACACCUGCGUGGGAUAAACUCCGCCCACCUCACCUGUUUCCAGCUGAGGUGGUGUGAUGUAGUCUGUUCCCCAUCAGUGGAGAUAUUUUGUCUUUUUCUUUUCUGAGCUGUUGUGAUGAAAGGCCAAACUAACUGCUGCCACCGCCACUAAUACUACAAAUACUACAAAUACUGCUACCAGUACCACUACCAGUAUCUCCACUACUAAUCUCAGUCCUGUUAGCCCUCAUCCUAGCUGAGAUCUGAACAUUUGCGGAAGUUUUGCGCUAAUGUUUCUACUUUAAUACAUAAAGUCAGUGCAAUUCCGUGUAAUAAUCAUAAUAAUAAUCAGCAUCUUGUUACAUAAAACACUGAGUUUCAAACUAUGUGUUUUAUGUGUUCAGGAUAAUUUAUUAGAAAAAUAUAUUUUUAAAAAAUCACAGUGUUUCAAACUGCAGCAACUGAAGGGCCAGUUCAUGCAACUUAAAACAGAAUGCAUACAUUUUCUCUCUUCCUGCUUGUUUUUUUCCAGGUUUUGAGAACUUUUAGUCUGAGAUUUGGGCCUUUCUACCAAAACAUAAUAUAAUAUGAAUCCAUUUUGUACUGCUCACAGCUAUGAAACAUGACAUUUAAAAUAACUGAAACAGUGUCUUGGUUACUCUGAAGAAUCCAAACACUUUCAUUUGGAAUAUUUCUAAAUGUCAGCAGUUCAACAGCAGAGGAUUAAGAUUUCAGCAAUUAGAAAACAUGUUUAAAAUACAAAAAUCAAAAGUGCCUUCUUGUGUAAAAGCAUUUUAGAGCCGUUGUUGCACUCGUAGACGUUGGGAUUCUUUUCAUAAAAUCUAACUUUUUAUUGUUGUGAAUGGCUCAGAUUACAUGUUGGGGUGGAAGCAGAAAUCAGAUAUCUAUGAAAAGAGAGGAGAUACUUUCAGCUGAUCCGGCUUUAACAUUCCUCACAGAUACUAAAAAUCAUACAGAAUCCGAGCUUUUACGACCUCCAGGAUAUCGCUGCAUUCCAGAAACUUUACUAAUUUGAUUUAGAUUUGCUGAUGUUCAAACUGAAGCUUGUUUCCCCUUGAAGCUACUCAUUCCAUGCACAUUUCACCUUAGUGUCAAAGCAGAAAGUGUAGACGUGCAUAGAAUCAUGAUACAUCAUCAUCACCAUCAUCAUCCUCAUCAUGCCUUCACUUCUUUCACCUCAUUUACUGUCAUGAGACAAAAUGACAAAAACGAGACACAAAAUGACAAAAAAGACACAAAAGGACAAAAACGAAACACAAAUUGCAUGCUGCUGUUCAGUCCAUAAAAUAAUAAAACAGCUUCAUUUACGUGUAUUUAAAUCACAAUUUUUACAAAUUUAAAAUCAGGUUACAUUAGAGUUUAAAGCUAAAACUUAAUUUGGAGUAUGAACUGAGGUCAGCAAAAUAAUUAGGGCGAUAACAAAUUUAUUAGAAACCUCGACUUAGCGCGUCUGUUAGCAUGCUGUCACCUUCUUUUCUGCUUUUUUCUAUAUGCACCUCUUCAACAAGUGAGACGCAGCUUUCAGACAGCUUUUGAGCCUUUGGAAGGUGUUUUUGUGUUCCUGUCUUGAAGGCUAGCAGUUUCCCACCGUUUCCAUUCUUUGUGCUAAGCUACGCUAAAAACACCCUGACGAUGUGGAAGUGUUUUUUGUCUGUGACUGAGCAGGUGAUGAGGUCUGCGUGUGAUGAAGUUUUUAGACUGAGCGUUCAGAGGUUUUGGUAAGUUGUCAUGGUGACAGUGAUGAUGAUGGUGAUGAUGCAAUGUCCGGUCAGAGGGAUGUGCUUCGUGAACUUUAGCCACGUUAGCAUGCUAGCUUCACUCCACGUGCAAUAAUGUGAACAUAUACUGUGUAUUGAUCAUAAACCGAGGUUAUCGGUAGUAAAUUAUCACAACACUGCUAACAUUUCAGAUGUGAUUGAUCACGUCUGACACAGAUUCAUGUGAAUGUUACUGGUUUUAUUGAGAGAAAUUAACACCAAAUCCACAGGACUGACUGAUCACUAAUCCCUAACCUUCUGUUUCCUUCAGCAUUAAAAACUGUGGAGUGUUUGUGAGAUCAGUGACUAAAAAUCUUAAACCUGGGAGCUAAGUCUGAUUAGCCGAGAGAGCUAAUUAAGACACACACAACUUUAAGUAGCAGUUUCUUUUUUGUUUUAAAUCUUUAUAAUGGGAUCCAGAACAUUUUUACAGACUUGCAUGAGAGAUAAAAUGUGCUUAAAGCUGAUCUUUGUUUACAUCGUUGUUUGUUCCUGUAAAGCUCAGACCUCCACUUCCUAAUAAUCUGGAGCUUUCAAACUCAUCUUGUAGAUUAAAUGUGACUAAAUAUGAACUUCCAGUCACGCAAAUCCUCGUAAUUGUUAUUAAUUUUCUUGUGAAUUCAUUGACUUUUUUGUAGAAUACUUUUUUUUCACUUUCACAGAUCAUAAACUCCGCUCUGCUGGACCAACACUCAUUUCUUCUUUUACUGAUCGAGAGCCCUUCACGCGUCUAAUUCCACUUUAUUGUCAGACUGUUGGUGUCUAAUAAUUCCUGUUGAUGUCUAAUAAUGAUGAUGUGUAUUUUGUACUGAUGUCUUGUAAGUGGGAUGCAGGGAGGGUCACUCUGUAGAGAUGAGAAUAAUAAAGAUGUAUUUAUUUUCAGUA
Acanthochromis polyacanthus (spiny chromis) is the source of this 6984-nucleotide messenger RNA. It is a transcript of the gene itprid2, whose product is annotated as ITPR interacting domain containing 2. The record is from RefSeq and is a predicted model, not a curated record. Gene Ontology annotation, molecular function: signaling receptor binding. NCBI's taxonomy places the organism in Eukaryota, Metazoa, Chordata, Actinopteri, Pomacentridae.